Messenger RNA from Paramecium octaurelia, 817 nucleotides. NCBI's taxonomy places the organism in Eukaryota, Ciliophora, Oligohymenophorea, Peniculida, Parameciidae. The record is from the annotation of a GenBank genome assembly.
AUGCCAUCCUUAUUCGUUUUUGUUGCCCUGAUUCUUGUACUAACCAAUGCUUAAUCAAGUGAGAAAAAAUUGAACAAUAAAGGUUACAAUUAUCUCCAUAAUAUAGAAUAAAGUGAGGAUCUCAUAAAAAGUACAAAUAUUUUCAAUUCUUGCAUUAUUGUCUCUUACAAUUAUUUAAUACAAGAGGAUACCAAAAUUGAGAAUGAAUUAAAUAAAAUCAUGAUGAGUUAUGAGGAGAUUUAGGAUUUAGAAUAAAAAAUUGCACAGCAAUAUGUUGCAUCUAAAAGAAUCAAACUUGAUGCAGUAAAACAAUGUGUAAAUAAACAGACAGUUGAUGGAGCAUAAAAAGUGAGAAUAUCUAUUUAUUAAGUAGAUAUUAUCAGAAUUGUAAAAUAGAAGAUUUGAUGCUAAAAACUAUUAUCACCUGAUGAGUGGAUUCGAAUUAAAGAAAUACUUUGAUAGAUAAGUUGAAUACAAAUUCACUAAAGAUGAUGAUAUUCUUUCUGAUAUGAUUGAAGUAUCACGAGUUUUCUAUUUAAUAGGAAUUUCUGACCAAGUUGAAAGAAGCUCAGGGAAUUGAAGAGUAUGGAUUUAAUGAUUUAUACCCUCAAAUGAAAGAUAAUGAAUUGAAAACUAAAAUCUUUGGAGUAGCUCUCGAAUCGUCAUGGCUUUCAUAUAUGAUUUUCUUUUCAGUUGCUUUUGUAAUCAUUUUGAUAAUGAAAUUUGGUACAUCCUUAUUCCAUAUUAAAUAGCUUACAGCACUCUUUAGGAUUCACAAUAAACCAAUUCAAAAAAGCAAAAAAAAUAAAAAAAAUGA